Pneumocystis jirovecii RU7 is the source of this 1524-nucleotide messenger RNA. RefSeq names its product SAGA complex subunit SPT8. The transcript has 10 exons. Gene Ontology annotation, molecular function: protein binding. NCBI's taxonomy places the organism in Eukaryota, Fungi, Ascomycota, Pneumocystomycetes, Pneumocystales, Pneumocystaceae. The record is from RefSeq and is a predicted model, not a curated record. The coding region runs from base 1 to 1524 and encodes 507 amino acids. Gene Ontology annotation, cellular component: preribosome, large subunit precursor.
AUGAUAGAUGUAAACAUUGAUGAUAGCGACGAUGACAAAAUGUAUGAUAAAGAUACACAUUUAUUAAUUAAUGGGAACUAUUCAUUAGAAUCAUUUCAAGAUCCGGAAUUAAACUAUAAAGAUGAUGAAUUAGAGAGAUUUUCUAAAAGCGUAUCAUCAGAAUCAGACUCUAGAUUCACUUCAAAUAAAUCACCUACUACUAAAAUUUCUUAUGACGAUUCUCAUGCUAUCCAAGCAAACACAUAUGAUAUAAUUCCAACAUGUGCUGCUCCACAUUCUACUAGUAUAAAUAUAAUAACUGCAACAUCAUGUAUAAGAUGGAUAUUUACUGGGGGAAAUGAUGGAUAUAUCAGAAAAUUUGACUUUUUUUCUAGUAUAAAUGGAAGAAUACCUCUUACUGUUGCUCAAAAGCAUCCUUUUGUAGAUUCGAUAAUAAAUGCAGGCGUUUUAUUAUCUUAUUGGGAGAAUAAAAGUUUACAAGAGUCACCAGCAUCUACAUCAACACAUUCUAACAAUAAACUAUCACCUGUAUACUGUCUAGCUGUUAAUAAACAUGCUUUAUGGAUGCUUUCUAGUCUUGAUACAGGUGAUAUUAAUUUGCAAACUGUUAGACAUGACGAAGGAAAAAUUUUAGCAACUAUGAAACAACAUGUAUCUCCAGUUUCAGUUUUAAAACUUUCUUCAUGCGAAACAAAGGCUUUAAGUGGUAGCUGGGAUAAAAACGUAUAUGAGUGGGAUCUUAAUACUGGUUUACUUUCCCGAUCUUAUGAUAAUCAUACAGGCCAAAUAUCUACUAUUGCAUAUAGACCUAUGUCUUCAUUUAUAAUUACGUCAAAUCCUAUAAAAAAUGAACCUAAAGUUAACAUAAAAUUCAAAAUUAAUGAAACAAAUAACUUUUCAAAAAAUUCUUUUAAUCCAAUCUUUAAUGAUAACGAAGAAAUUAAAGAAAAAAAUAUUCCGGAUUCUUCAGUAAACAAUGACGAUGAUUAUAUUACUAAUUCUACUUUAAAUGAUCAAUUAAUUCAAAGCGAUAAUGAAUUUAUUGUUUCUGGAAUUGACGGAACUAUAACUAUCUGGGAUAAACGACAGUUAAAACAUAUUGCUAAACUAGGAAUACCUAAUAGCACUCCACCGUGGUGCAUGAACGCAUGUUGGUCUAUUGAUGGAAAUUAUAUAUAUGCAGGAAGAAGAAAUGGAACAGUGGAUGAAUUCUCAUUGUAUUCUUCUCUCGAUAAACCGUUACGUUCUAUUAAACUUCCUUUAAAUUCUGGUCCAGUAUCAGCAGUUCAUUCAAUGCCUAAUAAAAAACACCUUAUAUGUGCAUCUUAUGACAAUAUUAGGAUAUACGAUUUAAGCGGAUCUUCUAAAAUCCCCUUUCUAAUAAUACCUGGACAUUAUGGUGGCAUAAUAUCAUCAAUUUAUAUCGAUAGUACUUGCAAAUAUAUGCUUACAGCAAGUGGAAAUCGUGGUUGGGAUGGAAAUUAUACAGGAACUCUUUUGGGAUAUGAAAUAGAAUAUCUAUAA